Durio zibethinus is the source of this 3293-nucleotide messenger RNA. Lineage: Eukaryota; Viridiplantae; Streptophyta; Magnoliopsida; Malvales; Malvaceae. The record is from RefSeq and is a predicted model, not a curated record.
AGAAACUCUUACCUCUAACACACCAAUAAGCUAGAAAUCCCUCAAAAAAAUAAUAAAUAAAUAAAUUCUCUACUUUUCUAUUUGAUUUUCCUUCUUUAAAAUCCCAAUUACAAUCCAUUUUUCUAGUCCCUUUAGAUGAAACAGAGAGAGCAGAGACUGUGUCUGAUUAGAUAUACACCCACUUCCUUGUUCUUCCAAUUUUGAUCUAAAUUUUGCGGUUUUCUUAUUUUUGGGUUGUAAUUCUCUUCAAUUAUUGACAGAUGCAGAUGGGUUUUGAGGAAUCUUGGGUGUUUCUGAUAUGUAAUUUUCAUCUCUUUGUUGCUCUGACUUGAUCUGUAAUGACCAUAUUAUAGAAUUACUAUAAGGAAAAAAAAAGUUGUUAAACAUGUAAUUCUGCUCUGUUCUUUGGAUUCUCUUUUUUCUGCUUCUGAUGGUUACGUGAUCGAGUGUACUUUGUCAAUUCUGAUUAUCUGAUGGUUUUGAUGACCUGGGUUUCUCAAAAAAUGGAUUAUUGUGAAGAAAAAUGCUUUUGUUUUUUAUAUCCCCUGUUUUUAGAACGGUUUGUGUUGAUUUUGCUUGCCUGGUUAAUUUUUGAUCAGGUCAAUGAUCGACAUAACAUUUUUUAGUAAGUUUACGUGAACAGGAGUGUCUCCUCCUUAUUUGGGGAAUUCUUUUCUUUCCGGGUUUUCUUUUGACUGUGGAAUAUCCUUUUCAUGGAGAACUAGUAUUCUUCUCUUCAAAGUUUUCUUCUUUCGGUGCUUCCUCUUUAAAUUUCGUGGUUUAAACUUUCUGUUUUCUUUUUUACCAUAUCUACGAGCUUUUCUUCCAUUGUUUUUGUGGUUUUGGUGUCUCUGUGCUUGGCCAUUUUUGCUCUCCGGUCUCAAUUUGGAUCAUCCAACCUGUUCUUUUUUUUUUUGGUUUUGGCCAAUCAUUGGAUGAUCCGACUUUGCAAACUUAUUUGGUUUUGAUCAUCUGAGCCUCUCCUAUUGGAUAACAUUGCUCACUUGGUUUAAAAUAUACCCUUUGGUUUGUGAUUUGUGAAAUUAUCACAUAGUUUGUGGUUUAAAAUAUUUUCUUUUCUCUUGUUGUGAUAUAAGGAGUUUUAUGAGAAUCCUUUUUUCCUUUUCUAAUUGUAGGUUUGAGACUUGAAGUUUGCUGAUCAAUCCAUUAUUUAAGCAAUUUAGAUCAUCUCAUUUGCCAAGUUUGGGCACUGCAAAACUUGGGCAGUGCCCAUGGAUGCCACAACAAGCGGAAACCCUACUAUACAAUACCAUAACAUAACCGAUCAACCAAUUACUGCUAUUGUUGCUGCUCCUGUACCCACAUUUCAGCGACAAGUACGUCAUUGCUUUGGGGACUCCACUCCUGGAGAAUUCCCCUUAGCUGCCAAUCCUUCCAUUGUUCUUCAUGUCCUCACCGCGUGUAAUUUGGACCCUCAAGAUCUUGCAAAACUAGAGGCAACAUGCUCCUUCUUUAGGCAGCCGGCAAACUUUGCCCCUGAUUAUGAAUUGUCCAUAUCGGAGCUUGCUGCUCUUGACAUGUGCAGGAAAAGAGCUAUAUUUAAGCCAAUGACUGAUGAAGAACGUCAAAGUUUGAAGCAAAGAUGUGGGGGAUCGUGGAAAUUGGUCCUGAGGUUUCUGCUGGCUGGGGAAGCAUGUUGCAGGAGGGAGAAAUCACAGGCAAUUGCAGGGCCUGGUCACAGCAUUGCUAUAACUUCAACAGGAGUAGCUUACUCUUUUGGCUCUAAUAGCUCUGGACAGUUAGGUCAUGGCACUACUGAAGAAGAAUGGCGGCCUCGGCAAAUAAGAUUUUUGCAAGGCAUUCGAAUUAUCCAAGGUGCUGCUGGGGCUGGCAGGACAAUGCUAAUUAGUGAUGCUGGGAGAGUUUAUGCCUUUGGAAAGGAUUCCUUUGGCGAAGCUGAAUAUGGGGUUCAAGGAACUAAACUAGUUACAACUCCACAGCCUGUUGAGUCUUUGAAAGACAUAUUUGUGGUGCAAGCUGCAAUUGGAAACUUCUUCACAGCUGUAUUAUCCAGAGAGGGCAGAGUUUACACAUUCUCUUGGGGCAAAGGUAGCAAGCUUGGACACCAGACUGAUCCAAAUGAUGUGGAGCCCCAGCCUCUGUUGGGGGCACUGGAGAACAUACCAGUGGUGCAAAUUGCAGCUGGAUACUGCUACCUUCUUUGCCUGGCUUGUCAACCAAGUGGCAUGUCAGUUUACUCUGUCGGGUGUGGCUUGGGUGGAAAGCUUGGACAUGGCUCAAGAACUGAUGAAAAGUACCCUCGAUUAAUUGAACAAUUUCAACUUUUGAACCUUCAGCCAAUGGUGGUUGCUGCCGGUGCUUGGCAUGCCGCUGUUGUGGGUCGGGAUGGAAGGGUUUGCACAUGGGGUUGGGGACGUUAUGGGUGCUUAGGUCAUGGAAAUGAAGAGUGUGAAUCAGUUCCUAAGGUGGUAGAAGCAUUAUGCAAGGUCAAAGCAGUUCAUGUCGCUACAGGGGACUAUACAACCUUUGUGGUAUCUGAUGAUGGUGAUGUUUACUCUUUUGGUUGUGGGGAAUCUGCUAGCCUAGGACAUAAUACUGGUGCUGAAGGACAGGGAAACAGGCAUGCUAAUGUGUUGAGCCCCGAACUGGUAAUGUCAUUGAAGCAAGUGAAUGAACGGGUGGUACAGAUCAGCCUUACAAACUCAAUAUACUGGAAUGCCCAUACAUUUGCACUCACCAAGUCAGGGAAGCUUUACGCAUUUGGUGCAGGAGAUAAAGGUCAGCUAGGCGUAGAGCUAGUUAACAACCAGACAGAAAGGGUAAACCCUGAGCGGGUUGAUAUUGAUCUCAAUUAGUAAUUCAAUGGGUUUCCCCUCCAGUCUCUUAUACCAUGUCAUCCUUUAGCUUAUCAAGUCACAUCACACAUUGCAUUUAGUGUCUAGGUUUACAUGUUUACUUUUGUAAAUAGAAACAAACAAAAGAAUUGUGAAGAUUUAAGUUAGGUAGCAAAGGGUCUAAGCAAAUGCUACUGAGGUCGAUUUCCUAAGAAAAUGGUUAGCACAUAGGCUUUAAGUUGUUGAUAGUUUCCAUUUAUUACAUAUUUAUGUUGAAUUGCAUUCUUAAAUUCACUGAUACUCAACUGGUAGAAAAUCGAUGAUUCCAAAAUGAAAAUCAUGUGGUUUUGGGUGAAGGGAAUAUGAAACUGAAAGGCGAGCAACUAGAUUUGUACCAAUGGACUUGCCCAAAUACAAAAGUAAUGCACCGGACAAAAGGCCCAACUAAAAACACAGAGCUGAAAAAGGGGAUGGGAA